Molecule: messenger RNA, 912 nt
Organism: Acanthoscelides obtectus
Lineage: Eukaryota; Metazoa; Arthropoda; Insecta; Coleoptera; Chrysomelidae
Source: the annotation of a GenBank genome assembly
AUGGUUCCCGUUAUACGCGAAACACUUGGGGCACUUCAAGAUGCUGCAAGCAGCGACGUCGCUACUCAAGCAUACCAUCUUCAAACCGCUAUGGAUAACAGCCAGUUUAUUGUUUCUUUAGUUAUACUGAGAAAAGUUUUUUCAUAUACAGCAAACCUUAACAAAGCAAUGCAGAAAGUCAAUGUCGAUUUGACCAACAUUUGCGAAUAUACAAAAACGGUAAAAACGACUUUACUAAAUGUUCGGAACGAAAGUCAGUUUGCAAUCCUUUUUGAGCAAGCGCAGCAGAUGAGUUCAGGCGAUAUAGUCGUGCCAAGAAUAACUGGAAGGCAAACCCUGCGCAAUAAUAUUGCAGCAGAAACUGCCGAAAUAUACUACCGACGAAAUGUGUUUUACCCUUUCAUUGAUCAUGUUAUUGCAGAACUCGACGCUCGUUUUAAACCACAUGAAUCGACGAUCGAAGGAAUUCAAAUGCUGUUACCUGAAAAAACUAGUAAUGACUCCAGGAUAAAAGAAAAUCUUGAAAAAAUUGCACAAACAUUUCUUGGUGGAGAAAAUGAAGGCACAAUAUUUCUGAGUGAAUAUGAGAUAUGGCACAAUCACUGGAAAUCUGUAGCACAAAAACCUGCAACUGUGCUUGACGCUAUCGAUAACUGCGAUGAUCAGUUCUUCCCUUCAAUAAAAAAGCUUCUAAUUAUCUUAGCCACACUCCCAGUGUCCACUGCAACCCCUGAAAGAUCUUUCUCUACCUUAAAGAGGUUAAAAACUUACCUAAGAAAUAAAAUGGGCGAUGAAAGACUUACUGGUCUGGCUUUAAUGAGCGUACACCGAGAUCUGGCGGUGCAACUAGAUUCCGAAGAAAUUAUCAAUCAGUUAGCAAUAAAACGUAAAAGACUAAAUUUAUUAUUUUAA